This is a messenger RNA of Tarenaya hassleriana, 9619 nucleotides long. Its product is annotated as BEACH domain-containing protein C2. The record is from RefSeq and is a predicted model, not a curated record. The transcript is spliced from 33 exons. Gene Ontology annotation, molecular function: protein binding. Lineage: Eukaryota; Viridiplantae; Streptophyta; Magnoliopsida; Brassicales; Cleomaceae. Bases 255 to 9152 code for a protein of 2965 amino acids.
CCCCGGCGUUAAUAGCAAAUCAGAAAAUCCACCAACGCUCUCCCUCUCGCGCGCGCUCAAGUCGCCUCUUUCGCUGGUCCUUCUCCAAUUGCUCUCUCUCUCUUCUUUGCCUUCUGAUCCUUCGUUCCGUCUCUCUUUUUCCGUUUCUUCCAGACAUUCGUUGCGGCGGCGGAGGAAAAGUAAUCCGACCAGAUUGGUCAUGGGUGAAGAAUUCUUUGAGUAACUGUUCCAUAGAUUCUCCUUAGUUUGAUACAAUGGAAGAAGAUGAAGAAAAGAAUCUCACAGAAGCUUCUGAUAGACAUUCUGAUGUGGCCGAACUACCUUGUCCUGCAAAGGAUAGGAUAGAAUCACUCACUCCAGGGAAUUCUGGUGUUCUUUGCGAUGAAGAUUCUGGGACAGGAGAGGAUAUCAUUGCAUUACAAGGGAUCAGUUCGGUUGAUGCAGUCUUCGAGGAUGAUGAUUUUGAACAUAGGAGGUCCUCAUUAGGUUUCACUGAAGGACAACUUUUGUCUGAGACUCUGGAGCUGCAAUAUGAUUCUGGCCCGAUGGAUGAUGUGCACAGUGAUCAAUUUUCAAGCACCGGGCCAGAAAGCGAGAUAGCUUAUUCAAUGAAGCAUUCUCACUCAGCAACUAGUCUGGAUUCUUUUUACAAUCCGGAAUCAGGAUAUUCCCCACAGAGGCCCCGGCCAAAAGCUGCAAUGCCAAAUGUUUCUCCAGAAUUAUUGCAUCUAGUGGAUUCGGCCAUCAUGGGGAAGCUUGAAAGCUUAGAUAAACUGAAGAAUAUAGUAAACGGUGUUGAGAUUUUUGGCUUUGGAGAGGAUCCGGAGGCAAUUGCUUUCCUAGUUAUCGAUUCACUUCUCGCAACAAUGGGUGGAGUUGAGAGUUUUGAAGAGGAGGAAGACAGCAACCCUCCUAGUGUGAUGCUAAAUUCUCGUGCUGCGGUAGUUGCUGCCGAGCUUAUUCCUUGUCUUCCUUGUUUAGGUGACAAUGUCAAUUUUAUGUCUCCUAGGACCCGCAUGGUGAGAGGAUUACUUGCUAUUUUACGUUCUUGCGUGAGAAACAGAUCUAUGUGCUCGAUGGCUGGGUUGUUGGGAGUUCUUUUGCAAACAGUUGAGGAUAUAAUUUCCAAGGAUGUUGAUGUGAAAUGGAAUGCAGCCCCUUUGUUUCUCUGCAUUCAACAUUUAGCCGGGCACUCUCUUAGUGUCAAUGAUUUGCAUAAGUUGCUCCAAAUUAUUAAACAAAAUCUUACAACAGUGUGGUCAAUUCCUUUGAUGCAUGCUCUGGAGAAGGCAAUGAGUGGAAAGGAGGCAAGGGGACCGGCAUGUACAUUUGAGUUCAAUGGUGAAAGCUCUGGCUUACUUAGUCCUGGUGAAAGUCGUUGGCCCUUUAUCAAUGGCUAUGCAUUUGCAACAUGGAUCUAUAUUGAAUCUUUUGCUGGCACAUUAAAUGCAGCAACGGCCACAGCUGCAAUUGCUGCCGCUGCAGCGGCCAAGUUAGGAAAAUCAUCUUCAAUGUCAGCUGCAAUGGCUGCAAGUGCGCUUGCUGGUGAGGGUACUGCUCACAUGCCACGCUUAUUCAGCUUGUUGUCUGCUGAUAAUCAGGGAAUAGAGGCAUAUUUCCAUGCACAGUUUUUGGUGGUUGAGAGUGGUAGUGGGAAAGGAAGAAAGGCUUCUCUGCAUUUUACUCAUGCAUUUAAGCCUCAGUGUUGGUAUUUUAUUGGCCUGGAGCAUACCUGCAAGCAGGGCCUUUUAGGGAAAGCAGAGAGUGAACUGCGACUGUAUAUUGAUGGGUCAUUGUGUGAAACUCAUCCUUUUGAAUUUCCUCGUAUAUCCAGGCCGCUUUCAUUCUGCUGCAUUGGAACUAACUCUCCCAAAGUGGCUGGCCUACAACGUCGUCAUCGUCAGAGUUCUUUAUUUGCUGAGAUGGGACCAAUUUACAUAUUUAAGGAACCAAUUGGUCCUGAAAGCAUGGCACGUUUGGCAUCUAGAGGUGGUGAUGUUUUGCCUUGUUUUGGUAAUGGGGCAGGCCUUCCUUGGUUAGCUAUGAAUGACCGCAUUCGUAGCAGAGCAAAGGAAAUCAGUCUUUUGGAUGCGGAGAUUGGAGGAUACAUCCAUCUUCUCUACCAACCCUGUCUGCUUAAUGGACGGUUUUGCCCAGAUGCUUCACCUUCUGGAGCUGCAGGCACACAAAGACGGCCCGCUGAGGUUCUUGGACAAGUCCAUGUUGCUAUGAGAAUGAAGCCGAUGGAGGCCUUCUGGGCCCUAGCUUACGGAGGACCCAUGUGUUUGCUUCCUCUGACUGUUAGCAAUGUGCAUAAAGAUAGCCUGGAGCCAUUACCUGGAAGUCUUCCAUUGUCUUCUGCUACAGCUGCUCUUGCCGCACCUGUAUUUCGAAUUAUCUCUCUCUCUAUUCAACAUCCUGGAAACAAUGAAGAGUUGUGCCGUACCCGCGGACCUGAGAUUCUGGCCAGAGUUCUGAGUUAUCUUCUACAUUCACUCGCAUCUCUUGAUCGGAAGCACGAUGGAGUAGGAGAUGAGGAACUGGUUGCUGCCAUUGUUUCGCUCUGCCAAUCCCAGGAGAUCAAUCAUGCUCUUAAACUGCAGCUCUAUAGUACACUGCUAUUAGAUCUGAAGAUAUGGAGUUUGUGCAAUUAUGGACUCCAAAAAAAGCUAUUGUCAUCCCUUGCCGAUAUGGUUUUCACUGAAGCAUCAACCAUGAGGAAUGCCGAUGCUAUCCAGAUGCUUUUAGAUGGAUGUCGAAGAUGUUACUGGAUGAUUCGUGAAAGGGACUCUGUGAACCCUUUUUCUCUUGAUGGAGAUACACGUCAAAUGGGAGAAGUUAAUGCCUUGGUUGAUGAACUUUUGGUAAUUAUUGAACUUUUAAUGGGAGCAGCAUCUCCUUCAUUGGCUGUUGAUGAUGUCCGUCGAUUACUUGGAUUCAUAACUGACUGCCCACAGCCAAAUCAGGUUGCAAGAGUAUUGCAUCUGAUGUAUAGGCUGGUUGUGCAGCCAAAUGCUGCAAGAGCUAAGACAUUCUCUGGGGCAUUUAUUACAUCUGGUGGAAUAGAAACACUUCUUGUUCUUCUGCAGAGACAAGCAAAAACUGGUGAUUGCGAUAUUCCAGAAUCUAUGAGUAAGAGUGGCCCGGAUGUAGCACCUGACCACAGUGAUCAGAGUCAGAACGAUGGGCCUGAGUCAUUAAAGCAGAUGGAUUCAGAUCCACAAGGCAAUUCGAGUGAGCCAUGCCUUCCUGCUCGUGAUGACGACUGUGUUAAGGAUGAUAAUGUAGGAUUUUUAAAGAUAACAGAGUCAGUUCGACAGGGAAAAGAGCAUGGAUCUGAGCCUAUUGUUCAUAAUAAUGACUCAAUUUCCUUCUCUGAUUCCAGAAAUAUUCAGAGAACAUCAUCUGUUUCUGAAACCCCAUACAGUAAAAACGUUGGUGGUAUAAGUCUUUCGAUAAGUGCAGAUAACGCAAGAAACAAUGUGUACAAUGUUGACAAUAGCGAUGGAAUUGUGGUCGGGAUCAUCAGAUUGAUUGGUGCAUUAAUAUCAAAUGGACACCUGAAGUUUGAUUCAGGUGCUCGUUCCGAUGUGGCAAAUAACCUACUGGGUAGUGGACUCCACGAGAAUGGUGGAACAAUGUUUGAUGAUAAAGUUGCAUUGCUUCUUUUUGCACUUCAGAAAGUGUUUCAAGCAGCUCCAAAUAGGCUAAUGACCGAAAAUGUCUACACAACUUUGCUUGGGGCCUCGAUGAAUGCUUCAUCAACAGAGGAUGACCUGAACUUUUAUGAUCCAGGUCUUCGCUUUGAACAUUCUCAACUUCUGUUAGUCCUCUUGUGGUCUCUUCCAUUUGCAUCUAAGGCUUUACAAAGCCGAGCACUUCAGGAUCUUCUAUUUUUGGCUUGCAGUCAUCCAGAAAAUAGAAGCAGUCUGACAAAAAUGGAGGCGUGGCCUGAGUGGAUCUUGGAAAUCCUUAUUUCGAACUAUGAGAAGGAUGCCGGCAAGCAGUCUGCUUCAGUUGGUUCUGCCGAGCUAGAAGAUCUCGUUCACAACUUCUUAAUCAUAAUGUUGGAGCAUUCAAUGCGUCGGAAGGAUGGUUGGAAGGAUAUUGAGGCUACAAUUCAUUGUGCAGAGUGGCUUUCUAUUGUUGGUGGAUCUAGCACUGGAGAACAACGGAUUAGGCGUGAGGAGUCAUUACCAAUCUUCAAAAGAAGGCUUCUGGGUGGGUUGCUAGACUUUGCCGCCGGAGAGCUGCAGGCUCAGACUCAAUUUAUUGCUAUAGCUGCAGCUGGUGUUGCAGCAGAGGGUCUAGCUCCAAUGGCGGCAAAGGCAGGAGCAGAAAAUGCUGCCCAGCUUUCUGUGUUUCUGGUGGAAAAUGCAGUUGUGAUUCUGAUGCUUGUCGAAGAUCAUCUGCGAUUACAAAGCAAACAGGCUUGUGCAUCACACAAGAUUGAUGCUUCUCCAUCACCUCUUUCUCUUGUUUUUCCUCUGAGCAACCCUAUAAAUACGUUGGCACUGAUAGGAGAAUCAUCUGAGGUUUCCAGUAGUCGUGCAUCACACUCCAGUGAUUCAGGGGGAGUCCCUUUAGAUGUACUUGCUUCAAUGGCCGAUGCAAGUGGCCAGAUUUCUCCAGCAGUAAUGGAGCGUCUUACUGCUGCUGCUGCCGCUGAGCCUUAUGAAUCAGUUUCAUGUGCUUUUGUUUCAUAUGGUAGCUGUGCAUUGGAUUUGGCUGUGGGUUGGAAGUAUAGAAGUCGAUUGUGGUAUGGCGUUGGUCUUCCUUCUAAAACUACUACUUGCUUUGGUGGUGGUGGCAGUGGUUGGGACUCUUGGAAAUCUACUUUAGAAAAAGAUGCUAAUGGAAACUGGAUUGAACUUCCUCUGGUUAAAAAUUCCGUAUCCAUGCUUCAAGCUUUGCUUCUAGAUGAGUCUGGUCUAGGUGGUGGCCUCGGAAUAGGUGGAGGAUCAGGUACUGGGAUGGGAGGAAUGAAUGCCCUCUACCAAUUGCUGGAUAGCGAUCAGCCUUUCUUAUGCAUGCUCCGUAUGGUGCUCCUGGCUAUGAGGGAAGAAGACUAUGGUGAAGAUAGUAUGUUCAUGACAAGUUUAAGUUCUGAAGAUGGUUUCUCUGGUGGAUUGCAUCACCACUCAGGGAAUGCUGUCUCAUUAGAUAACAGUUCCCAUAUGUCAAUGCGACAAUCACGAUCAGCUUUGUUGUGGAGUGUGCUCUCUCCUGUCCUAAACAUGCCAAUAUCUGAUUCGAAGCGGCAGAGAGUAUUGGUUGCUGCAUGCAUUCUUUAUUCCGAGGUAUGGCAUGCUGUAAGCAGGGAUGGGAGGCCACUCCGUAAACAGUAUCUUGAGGCUAUUUUACCACCAUUUGUUGCAGUCCUUCGGAGAUGGCGACCGCAUUUGGCUGGCAUUCAUGAGCUUGCCACUGCUGAUGGUUUGAAUCCCCUUGUUGUUGAUGAUCAUGCCUUGGCUGCCGACACACUUCCUGUAGAGGCUGCUCUUUCUAUGAUGUCUCUGGAGUGGGCUGCUGCCUUUGCAUCGCCACCUGCUGCAAUGGCACUGGCGAUGAUAGCUGCAGGGGCAGCUGGUUGGGAAGCACCGGCUCCUCCAGCACCUUCACAUCUUAGACGGGACUCUUCAUUGCUUGAGCGUAAGACUGCUAGGCUUCAUACAUUUUCAAGCUUCCAGAAACCAUUGGAGGUUCCAAACAAUAAUACACCACCUCGACCAAGAGACAAGGCUGCAGCAAAAGCGGCAGCCUUGGCGGCAGCACGUGAUCUUGAACGGAAUGCAAAGAUUGGUUCAGGAAGAGGACUCAGUGCUGUUGCAAUGGCCACUUCUGCGCAGCGGAGGAAUGCCAGUGACAUGGAGCGUUUACAGAGAUGGAAUAUCUCUGAAGCCAUGGGUGUAGCCUGGAUGGAAUGUCUCCAACCAGUGGACACAAAAUCUAUCUAUGGAAAAGAUUUUAAUGCUUUGUCCUACAAGUUUAUUGCUGUACUAGUAGCUAGCUUUGCUUUAGCACGUAACAUGCAGAGAUUAGAGAUUGACAGGCGGAUGCAAGACGAUAUCAUAGCAAGGCAUCGUCUAUGCAUGGGAAUUCGGGGUUGGCGCAAACUUAUUCAUUAUUUGGUUGAAAUGAAAUGUUUUUUCGGACCUUUUGGAGAUCAUUUAUGCAGUCCCGAACGCGUUUUCUGGAAACUGGACUCCAUGGAAAGUUCUUUGAGGAUGAGACAAUGUCUAAGCAGGAAAUAUUCUGGAACUGAUCAUGUUGGGGCAGCAGCAAACUAUGAUGAUCAGGCAGGGACAAAAAAGGGUCCAGAUGGUAUGUGUUCUCCAUCAAAUGCUCCUGUUCUUGCUGCAGAAGCAAUAUCAAUGGAAAUGAUGUACGAAGAUGAUGAACGAGGGGAGAGUGAUCAUCUUGAUAGCAAAGGCGAUGACGGAGAACAUAGCUGGGAGAAUGGACAGAGGAUGUCUGGAUCACAUGAGCAUGCAGUGAGAAUGUCAGCUGAAACCAGUGAUCCUCAGCCUUUGAGUGACCAAGAUGUGGUCCAAGAUUCUUUAGCAGUAGCACCAGGGUUUGUUCCGAGUGAACUUGAUGAAAUGAUUCGUCUUGAGCUUCCGUCAUCUAUGGUUCGACCACUACGGGUUGUGAGAGGAACCUUUCAAAUCACAACACGGAGAAUAAAUUUUAUCGUUGACAGAGAAGGCCAAAGUUUGGCUGGUAAAUCAGAUAGUUCCUCUGAAUCAGGAGACCAAGAAAAGGAUCGCAGUUGGCCGAUGUCUUCCCUGCAUCAGAUUUAUAGCCGAAGAUAUCUCCUGAGGAGGAGUGCUCUGGAACUCUUUAUGGUUGACCGAUCAAACUUCUUCUUUGAUUUUGGGGAUACUGAAGGACGAAGAAAUGCAUAUCAAGCUGUCAUUCAAGCAAGGCCUCCUCAUCUGAACAAUAUUUACCUAGCAACCCAGAGACCGGAACAACUUUUGAAAAGAACUCAGUUAAUGGAGCGCUGGGCUAGAUGGGAGAUCAGCAAUUUCGAAUACUUAAUGCAGCUCAAUACGCUGGCUGGGCGUAGUUAUAAUGACAUUACUCAGUACCCUGUUUUCCCGUGGAUAAUUUCCAAAUACAAUUCUGAAAGUCUUGAUCUUUCAGACCCUUCUACCUACAGAGACCUAUCCAAGCCGAUUGGUGCAUUGAACCCAGGGCGUCUAAAGAAAUUUCUGGAGCAGUAUUCUAGCUUCGAUGAUCCGGUCAUCCCUAAAUUCCACUAUGGUUCCCAUUACUCAAGUGCUGAAGCUGUGUUGUAUUAUCUGGCUAGAGUUGAGCCUUUUACAACCCUUUCUGUUCAACUACAAGGUGGAAAAUAUGAUCAUGUAGACCGCAUGUUUUCAGACAUUGCAGCCACUUGGAAUAGCGUUCUGGAGGAAAUGAGUGAUGUGAAGGAGUUGGUUCCGGAGUUGUUUUACCUUCCUGAGGUGCUGACCAACGAUAACUCAAUCGACUUUGGUACAAGACAUCUGGGAAAAAUGCUUGAUGCUGUGAAACUUCCUCCUUGGGCUAAAAACCCAAUCGAUUUUGUACACAAGCAACGCAUGGCUCUCGAGAGCGAGCAUGUGUCUGCACAUUUGCAUGGGUGGAUAGAUCUCAUAUUUGGGUAUAAGCAACGGGGCAAGGAAGCUAUACUAGCAAACAAUGUUUUCUUCUACACUACCUAUGAAGGGACUGUUGAUAUUGAUAAGAUCACAGACCCGGUACAACAACGUGCUACACAAGACAAGAUCACUUAUUUUGGACAGACACCAUCCCAGCUCUUGACUAUCCCUCACAUGAAAAGGAUGCCAUUGAAAGAUGUUCUACAUAUGCAGACCAUCUUUCGGAAUCUAAAAGAGGUCAAACCAUAUGUUGUUCCAUCACCUGAACAGUGCAACUUACCUGCCGCGGCCAUCCAGGCAUCUUCAGAUACUGUCGUGAUUGUUGACAUGAAUGUUCCAGCAGCACAUGUUGCAGAGCACAAGUGGCAGCCAAACACCCCUGAUGGCCAGGGUACUCCUUUCCUCUUUCAUCACGGGAAAGCAACAUCAACCUCAACUGGCGGAACACUAGUACGCAUGUUUAAGGGUCCGGUUAAUUCUGGUUCUGAUGAUUGGCAAUUCCCCCAGGCUCAAGCCUUUGCUUCAUCCGGAUAUAGUAAUUCAGCGGUAAUUGCUAUUUUAAAUGAUGGAGAAGAAAUUAUCACCGGUGGACAUGCGGAUAAUAGUGUCAAGCUAGUUUCAUCUGAUGCAGGAAAGACAUUGGAAACGGCUUCUGGGCACUGUGCCCCCGUAACAUGUCUGGCUCUGUCCCCAGAUGACAAUUUUCUUGUGACAGGCUCACGUGAUACUACUGUUCUGCUUUGGAGAAUUCGCAAGUUGUCCACUUCUCGGAUAAAUUUAUCUGAGCUGUCAACUGGCUCGGGAAUUCCAUCAUCCACAGACUGCAGGAAAAAGUGUCACAUUGAAGGGCCGAUACAAGUACUCCGUGGCCAUCGAAGAGAAUUACUUUGCUGUUGUGUUAGUUCAGAUCUAGGAAUUGUUGUUUCGUCCUCUGAGUCCUCAGAUGUUCUAUUGCAUUCGGUGAGAAAAGGGAGGCUGAUCAGACGGUUAGUUGGGGUGGAGGCUCAUUCUCUAUGCAUUUCAUCUGAGGGGGUUAUAAUGGCCUGGAACAGAACGGAAAAUUCUAUUAGCACGUUUACCGUCAAUGGUAUUGUGGUCGCCAAAGCCAAACUUCCUCUCUCUUGUAGCAUCAGUUGCAUGGAAAUAGCUAUGGACGGCCAAAGUGCCUUGAUUGGAAUGAACUCAAAUGCCAGGGACAUGGCUUUGAGUUCAAAGAUGCAUGUAGGUGAAGAAGAUUCGUUAAAUGACAGACUGGAUAUCUCGUCUCCUUCAAUUUGCUUCCUCGACCUAUACACGCUCCAGGUAUUGCAUGUGCUGAAGCUGGCUCAAGGACAGGAUAUUACCGCUCUGACUUUGAACAAUGACAACACAAAUCUUUUGGUUUCCACUGCAGAUAAACAGUUGAUAAUCUUCACUGAUCCAGCUUUGAGCGAGAAGGCGGUGGAUCAGAUGCUGAAGCUUCGCCAGGAAGGAAAGGGCCUCAACCCCUUGAUAAAAUCAUAGAAAUCCAUGGCAUUGUGCCGCGGAAAUUGUCAAGUUGGAUACCGGAGUUGCAUUUCCGUCCAUAGGAACCUUAACCAGACGAUCAAAAAUUCAGGUCAUCAAUGAUUGCUCGUCUUGGCAUGUGCAAGAACACGUAUGUACAUGCUCUCAUCAGGCAGAUUCUUCGUCCGAAACAACAUAUGUAGUUCGUGUUUUGUCCUUUCGAGAUUCUUCCAAAGCGUUCCAGAGAUCUGAUGAUGAUGAUCCAUCACAGUGCGCAGAGAGAGAGAUUCGUGAAGUAUAUACAUCCGGAGCUUGGGCUUUACUGUCUUUGCUCUUCCUUUAGAAUAGGAUGGAAUAUACGUAGUUGUUGGUGCUCAUGUUGAGGCGACACUUAUUACAUGGCGUUAUAUUAAUUUAUUACAUUCAUUCAUUAAAGAGGAAUUGUGAUAACUACAUUAAAUUGUGUGAAUUUUGUUUUACUCCUU